Cucurbita maxima (winter squash) is the source of this 2156-nucleotide messenger RNA. Its product is annotated as WD repeat-containing protein 91 homolog. Lineage: Eukaryota; Viridiplantae; Streptophyta; Magnoliopsida; Cucurbitales; Cucurbitaceae. The record is from RefSeq and is a predicted model, not a curated record. Gene Ontology annotation, molecular function: protein binding. The transcript has 16 exons. Bases 213 to 2129 code for a protein of 638 amino acids.
CAUCGACUGAUUCCUCUGAUUUCCCAGCUAUCUCUUUCUCUUUCGUCCUGCGUAUGGGCAUCUUGAAUCUAAGGCAUUCUGUUUCAUUUGGCUUCGAUUAUGUUCAUUUCUUCAGUAAUUAUUUAUGAAGUAAUAUUUGUGAGGAAACCAGGCUUAAGUGUAUCAGUGGCUAGUGUAGCCUAAAGGACCCGAAUAUUGAAUUUUGGACCAUAAUGGAGAAUAUGCAGUAUGCUGAGGAGCUCGUGAGGGAGUUCCUUGUGUUUAGGGGGUUCACAAGUACUCUUCAAGCUUAUGAGAGUGAGCUGAGCACAGAUAUUGGAAAGGGGUUCCAAGUGGACAAGAUUUUGGAUUUAAUCUUCUCUAUAUAUAUACCCAAAUUCGAGGCAGAAAAGUUGGUGGGGCUACUAGGUUUUUUCAAGCAGUGCCUAGCUUCAUCAUCUGACAACACAUUUCUUUCAACCGUGUCAAAAUUGGAGGUUUCCAUUCUUCGUUAUUAUAUGGUACAUGCCAUACAAUCAGGAAGGACAGAUAAAGUUCUGGAGUUCCUUAAAACCAAUGGCAACGAUCUACUGCAAAGGACUAAGGAUUGGACUCCAUGGUUUGCCAUGCCAUACCUAAAGAAUCCGAAGUUUGAUCCCCACUUUCACGUUUAUUUUACAAAGGAGUGGUAUGAAGCACUGCAUGUUUCUGUAAGGAAUUUCUUCAGCGAAGUAUUCAAUGGUACUCGCAUUCCUGCUCUACUAAAGCUCAGUUCAGAGAGGACUACAGUUAAUCAUUUGAAACGAGAUAUCAAGCAGCUAAAUCUUAAAUUGACGCAACUUCAGGCUUUAUUGGAGGAAAAAGAGGCUCAUCUUUGCCACUUAAGAAGCCUGGUGAACAGUUCUUCAAGUGUGUUGCACGAAGAGAAAAUUACUUCAUCAAAUGAUGCUCAAGAGCCUUGUCCUUCUCCAACUACACUAGUUGGGGAAACGAAACUGACUCGAGAUGGGGUUUUAGCUGGCUCUGACAAGUAUAUUGCUUCAAAUGAAGAUUCAAGUUCUUCAUUAACUCUUUGCACGGGAGACAGUGAAGUUGGUGAUUCUAGUCAUAGUUAUGAAGAUGGCCGUCAAAUGGUGAAUAGCGGAGAAGCCCAUGUACAAGAAGAUUUUCCUGAAGUGAAAGUAGAAUUUCAGGAGACAUUUUUGGGCCACACAAGUCCAAUCAGUCGUUGCCGUUUUUCUGCAUCUGGAAACAAUGUAGCAAGUGCUUCUUUGGAUGGUACAGUCAGGAUAUGGACAUAUGACCCAUCCACUCCAGCAUCCAGAAAUGCAACAAUUUACUGUGGAGCGGAGAUUAUGUCACUUGAUUGGGAAUGUAAAUCUGAUCGCCUUCUUCUAAUAGGCACCGCUGAUGCGGGGAUUAAAGCAUGGAAUGUUGAUGCAAAGAGAGUUGUGUGUGAUCUCAACACGACUGAUAUGUUCCCUAGUGUGUUGGAUAUCAAGUGCAGUCCUGUUGAAUCUAUUUUCGUCUCUGCAGCAGCAUCUAGAGGGCAUGGUUCAAGUUAUGUGGAUAGUUUGGGGUUUGCUUCACUCACCGUAUGGAACAUGAGAACAUGGAAGUCAAUGACAGUCCUUCCUCUUGGCAAGGAUCCACCUGCAAUUACUUCAAUGUGCUUCAAUCAUAACGGGAAAAUUUUAGCUGCUGCUGCUACUGAUGGAAUGAUUCACAUGUUUGACAUGUCUGCAUGUCUACAAAUUACAGGGUGGCCUGCACAUGACUCUGCCAUUAACUCGAUUCUUUUCGGGCCAGAUGAAACUAGCAUUUUCACCUUAGGGUCAGAUGGGAAGAUAUUUGAAUGGAGCUUGCAUAAUCAAGGUCAAGUUCUGUGGUCAAGAAAUAAUAGCAGGUUUUGCGAUUCCGAGAGCUCUUUGUCUUUGAGACAUGAAAUGGCUUUGGAUGUAAAUGGAAAGAGACUCUUGGCUACAUCAAAUUCAGUGCGAGCCCCCAUAUACCAGGUGGGUGGUCGUGUGGGCGGAUUGAAAACUCUUCCACACACGGCAGCAAUAACAACGGUCGAUUGGCACCCGACCUUGCCCGUGUUCUUGACUGGUUCUGCCGAUCACUCAGUUCGAGUUACUUCUAUUUCUUGAAGAACUCUUCAUGUUUUUUUUUUUUUU